AUACUUAUAACGGCUUUGGUUGAAUUUUUGGCCAUUUGAAACAGUUCGAUCAAUUUUAGCACAACUAUAAAUUUCUUUUUGCCCAAAAUAUAUCUUUAAGAUCUAUGUGGGAAAUGUAUUUAGGUGUAUCCUCACUUAUUUCUUAAGGGUAUACCCAUCCUCUGUAUGCGACCUCCUGUUAUUCUUCAUAUAGUCUGAUUGGAUGCGGUGGCUCUGAGAGAGGUAUAGGAUACGUUCCUCCGCUGUUUGUAACCCAGCAACAGUUUCAAUGAAUGGGUGGCUGAACAAAUCCUAUUAUUUUCAGAAUUGACACUAUUAGAUCAGACGUGUCCCGCAGAGUAGCCUAGACCAUUUCCAAUAUUGCCUCAGACAAAGUGACUCCGCAAGAGAACGCUUUUUAAUUUAUUUGACCAAAUUCGGGGCACGAGGGAGGCUUACUUUUAGCUGUAAGUAAAUCAAAGUAAUUUUUGCUGAUACAACAAUACUUUAUUUGCUAAAUGUCACGUUCAUUAUGUGUUGUAAAAAUGCCUGCUACUUGGUAAUGUUUCCCAAAUAAUUGCAUGACUUCGGGGGGGUUGAUAUAGGGAGAUCCGCUCUACGCACGCGUGUCAAACACAGGGUUCCACCCUCUACCUGAAAGGAGCGCACCUGAAUCCAACGAGACGGAAGUACUUUGCCGAGAUUGAGAAAGGCUCUAGUACUGUGCCGACGCUUUCUUUUUGGCAACAAUUACUCUGGAUUUUGUUUGACAGUCUAUGACAAUUCUGGAUAUUUCGAGCCGGAUUUUCGGUAUGAUUGGAAUCAUUUGAUGGACUUUUAUGAGUAAUUUGCAGUGCAGUUCCUAUUCUUAUUAUGUAACGUCUUGACUGUUGUAAACAUUCUCUCUUAAUGGGCAGAAUAUUGGAAUCAAACAAUAACAUACUUGAAAUUUCAUAAGGACAUCUUGAACAGAGUUACCUCCUGGCAGCUGACUCUGUGUUGGGUGAAGUACUGUCUCAAAGCAAUCAUCCCCACAUUGCUCCAGAAGAAUGAGUGGUCUUCGCAGAAUUCUACGAAGGCGAUUACAUCCCUUAAAACUGGUGAUCGUGGCGCUUAUUUUUGUCACAUUUUUGUUCCUUAUACAACGGGAGGUAGUUAACCAAAGUCCUUCCGAAGAGGAGCCCUGGCUGAAGGAGAUGGCUGUCAAACGGGAUGCCGUACUUGGCAUGGUGAUGGGUGCUGUAAAUAACUUCAGAGAUGCCAUGCCAAAGAUGCAGAUCAAAGCCCCAGUGCGAAAGCAUGAGACUGCCGGGGACUUCUCCUGUUUGUCAGGGACCUACACGGCUGCCGAGCUCAGGCCGGCACUGGAGCGUCCACCUCAGGACCCCAAUGGCCCCGGGGCCUCUGGGAAGCCCUUUCACACAGACCAUCUGAGCCCUGCUGAACAGAAGGAGAAGGAGCAUGGAGAGGAGAAACACUGCUUCAAUCUCUACGCCAGCGACCGCAUCUCUCUUAGCCGUGACCUGGGCCCUGACACCAGACCACCAGAGUGUAUCGAGCAGACCUUCAAGCGUUGCCCCCCUCUGCUGACCACCAGCGUGAUUAUUGUGUUUCACAACGAAGGCUGGAGCACUCUGCUGAGGACAGUGUACAGCGUCCUCCACACCUCCCCUGCCAUCUUCCUGAAGGAGAUCAUCCUGGUGGACGACGCCAGCGUGGAUGAUGCCUUAAAGGAAGAGCUGGAUGAGUAUUUGAAGCGGCUGCACAUUGUGCGCGUGGUGCGCCAGCGCGAGAGAAAGGGCCUAAUCACUGCUCGGCUUCUUGGGGCCUCUGUGGCCACUGGAGACAUUCUCACCUUCCUCGAUGCUCACUGUGAAUGUUUCAAUGGUUGGCUAGAGCCUUUACUGGCUCGUAUAGCGGAGAACUACACUGCAGUAGUGAGUCCUGAUAUCACCACCAUUGACCUUAACACCUUUGAGUUCAUGAAGCCCUCGCCAUAUGGACAGAACCACAACCGUGGUAACUUUGACUGGGGACUGUCCUUUGGCUGGGAGAGUCUACCAGACCACGAGAAACAGAGAAGAAAAGAUGAGACUUAUCCGAUCAAGACACCAACAUUUGCCGGGGGACUGUUCUCAAUCUCCAAAGACUACUUCUACCUUAUUGGAAGCUACGAUGAAGAAAUGGAAAUCUGGGGCGGGGAGAAUAUUGAAAUGUCUUUCAGAGUGUGGCAGUGUGGGGGUCAGCUGGAAAUCAUCCCAUGCUCCAUUGUGGGUCAUGUGUUCCGCACCAAGAGCCCCCACACCUUCCCGAAAGGCACCCAGGUGAUUGCGCGCAACCAGGUACGGCUGGCAGAAGUCUGGAUGGACGACUACAAGGAAAUCUUCUACCGACGCAACCAGCAGGCUGCCCAGCUGGCUAAAGAUAGGGCCUUUGGAGACGUCGGGCGGCGCGUGGACCUCCGGGAGCGACUGCAGUGCAAGAGCUUCUCCUGGUAUUUGAAGAACGUGUAUCCAGAGGUCUUCAUGCCCGAUCUCAACCCGCUCCAUUUUGGCUCGGUGAAGAACAUGGGUAAAGACUCAUGUCUGGAUGCAGGAGAGAACAACGAAGGGGGGAAACCGCUCAUCAUGUAUCCCUGCCACGGCCUCGGAGGAAACCAGUAUUUUGAGUACUCGACCCAUCACGAGAUUCGCCACAACAUUCAAAAGGAGCUGUGUUUGCAUGGGACGGGUGGAGCUGUGAAGCUGGAGGACUGCCAGUAUAAAGGCCGCAGCACAUUUGUAGGAGCAGAACAGAAGUGGGAGUUAAAGGAGAACCAGUUGUUCUACAUACCAGGAUGGAACCUGUGCCUCAGUGCCCGUCACGAGCACCCCUCCUUGGUGGCCUGCAACCCCUCAGACCGAUACCAACUGUGGCUCUUCGUCUGAGGACAGGAUCAACUUGGACCUGGUCACCUGUUGACGAUCUGUGCCUGGACAUUCUAGGAACAUUAGAACUUGUUCAAACCUUGGACGAUCUGUGCCUUGGCAGGACUGUUAGAGCAAAUAGCAAUUGGGGUACAUUUUAUCAAAUUGAAUUUUUAUUUAUUUUUCUAUGUAGAAGAACUACUGCUGGAAAGUUUUGUAUUUUGAGGUGAAUUUGCGACCUCGGGAAGGAAGCAUUUGAGCUGUUACUGAAGACUUUAUGGUUUAUUAUUCUUGCAUUCCUUUUUUAUAAUGAUUGAGGUUAAAUAAGGAAUACUUUUUUGUCAUUCAAGCCAGUUUAAGGCAGUACAUUGGACUGUGAAGAGACUUUAGAUUGAAGCUGAAUGAAGAAAGGAUAUUUU
Molecule: messenger RNA, 3304 nt
Organism: Esox lucius (northern pike)
Lineage: Eukaryota; Metazoa; Chordata; Actinopteri; Esociformes; Esocidae
Gene: galnt3
Product: UDP-N-acetyl-alpha-D-galactosamine:polypeptide N-acetylgalactosaminyltransferase 3 (GalNAc-T3)
Exons: 12
Coding region: 1029-2906 (625 amino acids)
Cellular component (GO): Golgi apparatus
Source: RefSeq, a predicted model, not a curated record